AUGGGCUCUAACAUAGCCAGAAGGUUUGCAGUUCUUGUAGGAAUUGAUUUAUACGACCAUGAGCCUGAUCCCAAGAAGAGCAACAACCUCCGGGGCUGUGUCAAUGACAUUAAAUCGGUCUCGCAGUUCCUCCAAUCCGAACUUCAAAUCCCUCCUUCGCAAAUCACAACACUAGAGGCGCCCAAUGUGAAAGGAUCGAAGAUUGAUUUUUCAGUCAGUCACGCACCAACUCGGAAAAACUUGCUAUCAUCACUGCAAUCGCUCGUGAAUGAGCCUCCAGGAGCAUUCAUUUACUUCCAGUACUCAGGUCACGGUUACCGCUAUCGGAGACGACUGAGAAAGGGGGAAAACAGAAACAGACGUCACAAGGAGUUUCUCUGCACGUGGGAAACGUGGACCACAGAUACAGAGCUGGGUGAUAUCCUUGAUAAGCUCUCUGAGAAACACACUGUCUGCGCGGUCCUGGACUGCUGUCAUUCCGGAGGAGCAGAUCGAGAUGCCAUCCAGGACGAAGCCGCACGCAGCGAUGAAGAGCAGGACGAGGAACAUAAUGGAGAUCAAACCGAAGACGUAGUGAUUCGAUCUUUCAAUCCUUUCAGCGGAGAAACGCCUUCCCUGAUGAGUGAUUUAGAUGAUGGUGGUGACUCCGAAAAUGAAGAGGAUGAGUUUCCAAAUUUCAAGGGCCGUCCCAGCGGAAUGAGAGAUGCAACUCUUCCGACUUCUGAUCUUUAUCGAGAACGGAAGUACAACCUCAUUGCCGCCGCACAGGCCAGUGAAGUGGCCACCGAAUGCACCUUCGUUGUGAAAGGUGGCAAACGUGUUAGGAGCGGAGUGUUGACUCAUUACCUGCUACAGUCACUUAGCGAGUUACGAGGGUCUACGGACCGUGUGACAUAUCGACUGCUCCAAUCCAGCGUUGAUGCCAGAGUCAAGAACUUGAAGCUUGGACGAAGGAGAUACAGGAUUCAACAGCAUCCACUGCACCUCGGGAACUCAAGUCGAUUUCUAUUCUCAUCUGAUUCCAGUGCUGAGAGCUCACUGGAUCUUCUGGCCAAUGUCAACCAUAAUACUAGCGGCACAGUGACAAUCGACCGAGGCGCAGCAAACAAUGUGUCGGUUGGCGACAGAUUUUGGCUGCGUCCGUUCAAGGAUGCAGCCUUUGGACUAAUUACCGCGCAAAGUCAAGGUGCGUUGGUAUUUCAGGUCGACAAUGUACAAGAGUUAGAAUCGACAGCAUCUUGGUCUCAUCCAGCAGCCCGGCCCCUGGCUAAGGCCGGAUAUAUUGCACAGCUUUUGGAGCGUACUCCCAAAACCAGAAUGCGUAUUCAUCUACCAAACAUGCUCUCAGAGGACGCGCUGCGCAUCAAACAAGAAUGUGCCAAAUACGAAGUCCGUUCACUGCCAAUGGACUUGAGUUUCACUUCUGGCGCCAUGGAACCUGGUGGGAAGGUCGACUUUAUUGUCACGGUAAAGCAAAAGUUAGGUCUCGAUGUCCAAAUCAUUGCGUCCAACGACCAGGGCAAUACUCGUGCCACUCCCGCUAUCGGACCGGACAACCCAAAACAACUCAUGGAGGUGCUACAUCACUUGUGUACCUAUCAGCUAGCUGCGAAUAUCAACUUUCCGAGCAUCACAAACCCAGGGGUUCUGUCGACUUUAUACGAUUUUGAUUGCCUGCAGCAAAACCCUGAUGGCAAAUCUCCACCCGGGGCCGUUGCCAUGUGCGAACUCAAAUUCAAAAAUCGAUCACCCUCUCCGGUUUACAUAACCAUCUUAAAUCUGACUCCAGCCUUUGGCGUCCAAGCGAUACUCCCUGGGCCAGAGUCCAGCAGCGAACAGGUCGCGCCCGGACUCGAGAAAACCGAAAUCAUCGACAUGUUCGUACCAGACUUUUUGAAGCACAAAAAGCAGCUAAUGGGCAAUAAACAGCAACCUAUCGAAAUGAGAGAUGUACUCAAGCUUUUCGUCGUCACGCAGAAAACGGACUUCCGGCACUACCAAAUUCCAAACUUGGAGAUAGACCACAACAAGGUCGAUAUUGCAUGGAUCGGUCCGCAGACAAAGCAUCUACUCUCUGAGAAAUGCGUCAUCGAGGAGAAAGUGAUUUCGACAUUGGUGUGA
Molecule: messenger RNA, 2121 nt
Organism: Fonsecaea monophora
Lineage: Eukaryota; Fungi; Ascomycota; Eurotiomycetes; Chaetothyriales; Herpotrichiellaceae
Exons: 1
Coding region: 1-2121 (706 amino acids)
Biological process (GO): proteolysis
Molecular function (GO): cysteine-type endopeptidase activity
Source: RefSeq, a predicted model, not a curated record